This is a messenger RNA of Oreochromis niloticus (Nile tilapia), 1764 nucleotides long. It is a transcript of the gene tmem9b, whose product is annotated as TMEM9 domain family, member B. Bases 190 to 753 code for a protein of 187 amino acids. The record is from RefSeq and is a predicted model, not a curated record. NCBI's taxonomy places the organism in Eukaryota, Metazoa, Chordata, Actinopteri, Cichliformes, Cichlidae. Gene Ontology annotation, biological process: positive regulation of canonical NF-kappaB signal transduction. Gene Ontology annotation, cellular component: lysosomal membrane. The transcript has 5 exons.
CAGCACUGUGUGCGGAAGACAACCGCCAUUUCCGGAAAUUACAAGUCAGCUGCUAGGAAGCUGACGAUUGUUGCUGUUUAGUUAGCUUGAUGGCUAAUCUCGUCAGUUGUUAGGGUUUGCUUCACACUGCUGGAGCUGUUCGUGGAAACAUUUGGACCUGUGUUGUUAACGAGCUGCACUCCUGUAAACAUGAAGUGGGUGUUUUUUAUCGAGGCUCUCUUCCUGGCUUGUUUUGUGCUGCUGAGCCAAGUGACAGCGAAGAAUUCAGAGGACAUCCGCUGUAAAUGCAUCUGUCCGCCGUACCGAGAAGUUGAGGGUCAAAUCUACAAACAAAAUGUCUCUCUUAAGGACUGCAACUGUCUCCACGUGGUUGAUCCCAUGCCAGUGGACGGGAAAGAUGUGGAGGCGUACUGUUUACGCUGUGAGUGUAAAUAUGAAGAGAGGAGCUCGGGGACCAUUAAGUUUACCAUCAUAAUGUACCUGUCCAUUUUGGGCCUGCUGCUGCUCUACAUGGUCUACCUGACUCUCCUGGAGCCCAUGUUGAAGAGGCGCCUGUUUGGGCACUCGCAGCUUAUACAGAGCGACGAUGACGUUGGGGACCAGCAGCCGUUCGCCAACGCUCACAACGUCCUGUCCCGGUCACACUCUCGAUCCAACGUCCUGAACAAAGUGGAGCAUGCCCAGCAGCGCUGGAGAAGGCAGGUCCAGGAACAGAGGAAAUCUGUGUUUGACCGUCAUGUUGUUCUCAGUUAAAAACCGUGUUUAAGUAAAUGGUGGAGCAAAAAAACAACAACAGAAAAACACUGUGACAGACCCCCUCCAAUUAUAUCGCUUCGUUUCUCUCAUUUCUGAAUCAAAUCUAAACGCGUGUGGCGCAUCAGAGGUGGACAUAGGUAAGAAAUCAUUCCCGGCAGAUUUAAAGCUCCUUGCUGUGGUUUAGUCUGCAGGCAACACACGAGGUUACACUGAAUUCAUUUCUUGCACAGUUUAAAUACACAGACGUAAAACACAAUUUAUUCUUUGACUAACGAAUCUGAACUAAGAGUCCUCUUAGUCCAAAGAAGUCUGAUUACACUUGAUUUCUGAACAAAACAUCCAGACGUUGGUCAUAACUGGCUGUUACCUUGUUGGCAUUUAGCGGGGUCGAUAGUUUCCACCCUAAAACAAACACGAUCACUGCUCUCACCAUGGGAGGAAAAAGGAAAAAAAAAAGUCAUGUAAAAUACUCCUGCUUUGAAAAUGCAUGUUUUAUAAAUAAAUCUUUUCUAAAUGUGUUUACGAUCCUUCCUUCCUACCAUGAUUAUUAAUGUCUCAUAACUGGUGUGAAAUUAAUCAUUUUAAUGAACUGAAUUAAAUUUGGUAACUGAACAAGUAGUUUCCCUGAACCUCGUUGCAGAAAUCAAUGUGAUUUCCUCUCGAUGUCAUAAUGAACUUACAGUAGCUGUGCUAUUGGUUAUCGGCUGUUAGUGGCCCUUUAAAAUCUGUGCCCUCUCCAACUGCCUAAAUGUAAUGUCACGUCUUUUGGUUUAGCAAUUUUUUUUUAUUUUUUAUUUUUAAACACUUGGUCAAACGUCACGUCCACAGUCAGUGUCCUUGUUGUCUAACAGGCAGGGUUUCUGUGACAGAAUUUAUUUUGUGUAUAGUUUGGGUGUAUACAUGGGCAGAGUGGAUGAACUGCCAUCGCUGGGAGACAUUUGAAAGUGUUCUUAACUAUUGUAUAUGUGGUACCUUUAACUUUGAAAUAAAGUUCUGUAAUAUUUGUGA